Molecule: messenger RNA, 2934 nt
Organism: Didymodactylos carnosus
Lineage: Eukaryota; Metazoa; Rotifera; Eurotatoria; Philodinida; Philodinidae
Source: the annotation of a GenBank genome assembly
AUGCUUCAAUUGCCGUUAUUGACAAAUGAAGAAACAACAACUAAAUCUCAAUCAGUAACAAAUAAUCUUGGCAGCAGUGGUCUAUCAAGAUCAGUAAGUAGUGCUAGGUUUCAGAUAGCGAAAGUGUAUGGAGACGGUGAUGGCACACUAUCUCAAAUUCGAACAGCAUCCAGUAUUCCGGCGGAUCUUUCAAAUACACUUGCUGUUAGACCAAGAAUUAUCAGUAGUUAUGAUGAAACAAUCAGUGAUACGUCAUUUUCGACAACAAGACCACCAUUCAACAUUGGAAAUCAACAAACAAUCGAUUUCAAUUCAAAUUGUGAUACCUACGAUGUUUUUGACACAUUAGACACGCUGCCACACGUUGAACACUAUAGAAAUUUGUUUUCACUAACUUCAACCCAUGGCAAAACAAGACCAACAUUAGAAGCAUUACACGAUGCUAAUAACACAAAACUAACAUCAACAUUUGAUUUAAACGUUGAAUUACCCCCAACAACCGUAACACCAACAAAACAAACAAAUGUUAUUAAAUUUGGAUGGAUAAAAGGUGUUUUGAUUCGAUGUAUUCUAAAUAUAUUUGGUGUCAUGCUCUUUCUGCGUUUAUCCUGGGUUACGGGUCAAGCGGGUUUAAUUUUAGCCAGUGUUAUUGUCAUUGUAUCCACAUUAGUAACAAUAAUCACUGCAUUAUCAAUGAGUGCAAUCUGCACAAAUGGCGAAGUCAAGGGUGGUGGCACGUACUAUUUAAUUUCACGUAGUCUCGGUCCAGGAGUACUCACAAUGACGUUGAUUUUAUUUAUUGCACUAAUUGGUCUUAAAUGGGAAACAACGGUUCAAAUUGGUCUGUUAAUAACACUAUCAACAUCUAUAUUAAAUUUUUUAAUUGGAACAUGGAUGCCAAUUUCACAGACAAAAAGACGACAUGGUUUCGAAGGAUACAGUUGGAAAUUGACAAAAGACAAUUGGGGACCAAAAUUUAAAGAUGGUGAAUCGUUCCAACAUGUUUUUGGUGUUUUUUUUCCAAGUGUCACCGGCAUUUUAGCGGGUGCAAAUAUAAGUGGAAACUUGAAAAAUCCAUCCAAAGCCAUUCCAUUAGGAACGAUAAUAGCUAUUAUUAUAACAAGUUUUGUUUAUCUUGGUUUCUGUAUUAUUUGUGGUAUUACAACAAAACGUGAAGUUUUGCUCGACUCAGUUUUAGUUCUAAAUCAAAGAAUUAAUUGUACAUUAGUUCCAACUAAUGUCAAUUGUAAAUCGGGUCUAAAUUACAAUUAUCAGACCAUGCGCACUAUAUCGGCAUUUGGUCCCAUCAUUACCGCAGCUAGUCUAGUGGGUGCUCCAAAAGUAUUUCAAGCUGUUUGUCGAGACAUGAUAUUUCCCUGUUUAAAAUAUUUUGCUGUUGGAAACGGACAGUCAGAUGAACCACAUCGAGCUUAUUUUCUCACUUAUUUUAUUGCUGUUUCAUUUACUGCUAUAGGUGAAUUAAAUGUGAUUGCUCCUAUCAUAUCAAACUUUUUCUUAAUGACCUAUGCGCUAGUGAAUUAUUCCUGUUUUGAUGCUUCACUAGCUAAAUCCUCUGGUUGGAGACCAGCAUUUGGUUUCUAUAAUAAAUGGAUUUCUCUAUUGGGUGCACUACUUUGUAUUUUUGUUAUGUUUAUCAUUAAUUGGAGUGCAGCCCUAAUUACAUUUGUUGUUACUAGUGGUAUUUAUCUUUAUGUUCGAACAAUGAAGCCCGAAAUUAAUUGGGGUUCAUCAGUUCAAGCUCAUACGUAUCGGCGUGCUUUGAAUGCAACAUUAAAAUUAGGUACUGUUGAGGAGCAUGUAAAAAAUUUUCGUCCACAAGCUCUAGUAUUAAGCGGCAAUCCUAUUUGUCGUCCUGCUAUCAUCGAUUUAGUUUCACUUUUGACACAUGGACACAGUUUAAUGAUAUGUGGCCAUGUUAUUUUGGAUGAUCCAUCAGUAAACAUUAAACUAUGUGAAAAAAAAGAUGAUGCUGCAAAUUGGUUAAAAAAACGAAAUUCUAAAGCAUUCUAUUCGACAGUUGUCUCACGAACAGUGCGGCAAGGAGCUCAAGCAUUGUUACAGUGUAUCGGCAUUGGUAAAAUGCGUCCAAACCUGGUAUUUAUGGGUUUCAAAAAUGAUUGGCUCACCCAGCCAGGUCAUUUGGUGAACGAUUAUUUUAAUAUAAUACACGAUGCAUUAGACUUAAAUCUUGGAAUUGGUAUAUUAAGACUUAAAAGUGGACUCGAUUUUUCUGAUUUUUUUACUAGAUCAGAUGAUGAAUUUACUGAGGAUAUAUAUGCUGUUGAUGAAGAUGAUGAAGAUGUCGAUUUUCUUUCGAUAUCAAUAAAUAAAACAAAAGCUACUAAUGCUAAUGGAACUAAUAAUGCGAUACGCAGAGCUCGUUCAACAGAUGUUAUGAUGAUUAAAAAUACAAUUAUUAAUAAAGGUGCUUUACAGAGUAUGAAUAUAUUUCGUCCAAGACAAAUAUCCUCAGCUAUUAUCGAUGUUUGGUGGUUGUCUGACGAUGGAGGCUUAACACUAUUGAUUCCUUAUUUAUUACGUCGUCGAAAACGUUGGAAAGAAUGUCAAUUACGAAUAUUUUCUUGUGUAUUUGGUGAAAAACAAGCAGCUGAACAACAACAUUUAGCAAUGGCAUCUCUUCUAUCAAAAUUUCGUAUAAACUAUAAUGAUUUACAUGUAUUAGAUGGUUUAAAUAAACAACCAAAUGAAUAUGAAAUUCAAAAAUUUAAUAAACUAAUACAAUCCUGGGAUUUAAAUGCAGAUAAUAGUGACAAUAAUGAAACAAAAGAAACAUCACAAUGGAAAAUAAGUGCAUUAGAACUCGAAGCAAAUAAAGAUAAAAUAAAACGUGGAUUACGUCUACAUGAAAUGUUACUCGAGUAUAGUUCAGCAUCAUCAUUAAUUAUUGUGUAA